This is a messenger RNA of Lactuca virosa, 2266 nucleotides long. NCBI's taxonomy places the organism in Eukaryota, Viridiplantae, Streptophyta, Magnoliopsida, Asterales, Asteraceae. The record is from the annotation of a GenBank genome assembly.
ACCCGUUUUAAAUCCUUCAGAUCUCUUCUAGGCGUUACCGCUUUCGAAAUUUAUAAAAAGUUUGGGUUGGGAAAACCCCCAAUUUCAAUUUCAUUUCAAAUUUCAAAGAGAAAGGUUUAUUUAAUCCAUAUCAAAAUUUUCCAAGCUUGUAUGUGUAUAGAUUGAAACCAGGGUUCGUUUGGAAGAUUUAAGAUGGAGAGGUCUUCUGCGUUUGUGAACUGGGAAGAAGUUUUUUCGACAAAUCAUAGAGGAAGAAGAGAGGUACGAUAUUAUUUGAAACGCCGGGAUGGGACUUCCGAUUUGGCAGUUGUCGGCAAAGAGAAGAAAUUAGCCUCCAAAACGAAGACGUCUUCGUCUUCCCCGUAUCGGUAUCGAUACGCAAUUCGUGACAAAUCGUUAUUUCCGUCGUCUGAUAUACCUUUUGAAAAUUCUCCCAAGCUCAGAUCUCGGCGACAGGUUAUUGAUUGGUUGAGCUCUCUUGUUACAGGAAAUAUUAAAUCAAAUUCCAAGAGCUGGCUGAGAGCCUCGGAAUUCCUGAGCCCUGAUUACUAGAUGGCUCUUUUUCAUAUCCACCAAAACCCAUAGAUGAUGUUCUUGGAGCAGGAGAUACCUUGAGGUUGAAAUUAGAAAACUUUCAGGAUUUUCAUUUACAUAAAAAAACCCAUCAAACUACAGAGCUUCUAUGGGUCGGAUCCUGGACAUGCAAGAAAAAGAGGAAACACUAUGAAGCUUACACAAGAAGUGGUGUUAAAAUCUCAGUUCAUGAUUUUGUGUAUGUAUUAGCUGAAGAAAACAAACGACUUGUUGCAUAUUUGGAAGAUUUAUAUGAAGAUUCAAGAGGAAACAAAGUGGCUGUAGUUCGAUGGUUUCACAAAGUAGAUGAGGUUGUUCUUGAUUUACCUCACACUAGUUAUAAUAAUCACAAAGAGAUUUUCUUUUCACUUUGUAUUCAAGAUCUCAGCAUCGAAUGCAUAGAUGGAAUUGCAUCUGUCCUCAGCCCUCAACACUAUGAAAAUUUCCUCAAAUUCAAUGCUCUGAAUGUGAAUUUGAUAAACCAAAAGUUGGAUCCAUUUGUAUGCCAAAAUCAGUUUGAAGAUGAAGGAAUCAAGCCCUUUGACAUAACCAAAGUCAAAGGGUAUUGGAACCAAAACAUACAUAAACUCAUGUCUACGGUUCAUAAUCAUGUUCAUCUCAAAAAGUUGAGAAGUAGUGAUGCUGAUGUGGCAGUGGAUGUGGAUGUGGAUGUGGAUGGGAUCAGACCUAAAAAGAGACUUAGGAGAUUAGUGGAAACAGAAUAUGAGUACACAAUAGGGUCUGAAGUAGAAGUGUUAUCUCAAGAUAGUGGGAUUAGAGGUGUUUGGUUUAAAGGUGUUGUUAUCAAGAAACACAAUGAGAAGCUUAAAGUCAGGUAUCAAGAUAUAAAGGAUGCAGGGGAUGAGUCUAAAAAUCUUGAGGAAUGGAUUUUGUCAUCAAGAGUUGGUGUUGAUGAUGAAUUUGGGAUGAGAUUGAGUGGAAGAAUGACAGUUAGGCCCUCAAGAAUGUUGAAAAAGAGUGAUGUUUUGGUGGAUGUUGAUGUUGGUUGUGUGGUGGAUGCGUGGUGGAAUGAUGGGUGGUGGGAAGGGAUUGUGGUUGAUAAAGAAUUGGAGGGUAAAAAUGGAAAUAGAAUCCAUGUUUAUUUUCCAUGGGAGAAGAAAAGAUUGAUUUUUGGGUGUAAGGAUUUGAGAUAUUCUCAAGAAUGGUUUAAAGGGGAGUGGAAAGAAUUGAAGAAGAGAUUCGAUCUUGUUGGUUUGAUUUCUUGUGAUUCUCAAACUAAAUCACAUGAUAAUAAUGUGUUAUUAUCAUCCAAUAUGGUUGUUGUUGAUGAUGAUGAUAAUGAUAAAGGGCAUAUUGGGGAAUAUGUAAUUGGUGAUUUGAAGUGGAAUUGGUCAAGAAAGAAGAGACAAAGGAGGAAAGCAUGUGAGAGAUUCCAAGUUGAGAAUUUGGUGACACUGAAAAAAAGAAAGGAUAAUAGUGAAUGUAAAUUCAUAUGUGAAUCUUCUCUUUUUUGUCAUUCAGUUGCUUCCUCCACCCCUUUAAUUAUGUCCAGGUGAAAAUUACGUUUUUGCCCUGUGAUAUGUUGUACAUUUGUGUCGCUUUUUGGAAUCAUAGUUUUUAGGAGUAGGAUUUUGUUGUUAAAAAAAGGUAAGUAUCUUGAUGAGUUAGUUAGAAUUAGAGUUAGAGUGACGUAGUGAGAGCGAAUUUUCUCUUGAGGGUUUUGUGUUGUAGC